GACAAGCUCCCCCGCAAGCAACCGUCAAGCUCCAGGUAAUCCUUACUUAGCGCACGGAACAGCAUCGAGACCGCGGAUGCGACAGCGCGUUUCUAGAGCUCCCUAGGAGGAGUCCGUCAUAUGUAGCCGACAUGCGCAUCUCCAGGAGAGCCUUCGCGGCCGACGAGGAGCUGGGAAAGAAAGAUGAUGACCACCGACCUGCUGCGAGAGCUCCAUCCCUUCGUCCCGCAUGGAAAGCUCCCCGUCGGCGGCGCAUCGUGCUAGCCUUCGUGGGCUUUUACCUGCUCUAUAUAUUCUUCAAGAAUAUGCCCACCGAUUUGACACCUGCUGUCGAACGAUAUAAUCCUGAAUUGGCGCAGCUGCGGCAGAAGGGCCGGACUCUUCAGUCAUCGCUGGGCGCCAUACCUCAAGCUGUCAACCCGCAUCAACCUCCGCCGAGAGAGAACGACGAUGCAAAGGACAAUGCGAAAUAUUACUAUGAAGGGAAAGUCAGAUUCUAUAAUCUUGCAAAAUCGCUACGUCCCAACUCGCCAUCAAGCCAUCGUCGGGAACAUGUUAGUCGCGCCGUACUUUUUGCUGGCGCAGACCUGAAGAGCGUUGCGGACCUGUUACCACUUGCCUGCGAGAUGGUCCGUCAGGGUACAAACGAAGUACACUUUGCGCUCAUGGGAAGGGAUGACGUGUCGAUCCCGGGGAUUCAGAAGGUCAAUGGCAUCAGUGACGAGGACUGUCCGAUACAAUGGCAUGACGCGCGCCCUGACUACGCUCCCUGGUCAACUGGACCACGUAUGGAAAGGGCAGUUAGGUCCGGAUUGGGCUAUAUCCGAGAGUACAUAAAUCCGCAGGUCGUGAUAACGCAUGGUGAAUUCCGUGAGGAGUCGUUCUUCUGGAAAGCGAUAAAACAAAAGACAGACGAGUUAGGGCUGGCACACAUUCCUCUUUCACGGCCUGCGGUGGACCUCAUGUGGCUAUCGAAGUUAGACAGCGGCUCCUUGAAAGUCUGGAACAAAAUGCAAAUCGAGAUGCUGGUUCAUGCGCCGUCGGAAUCGUCGGGCUCCCUGAUCAGACUCCUGAAGUCGCUCGAAGGAGCAGACUAUCUCGACUCCGUCCCUAGCCUAACCAUCGAGUUGCCUCCGCGCGUUGACCCAGAACUACUACGUUUCCUACAGAAUACGAACUGGCCUCCUCAGUCAUCAAGUAAGGUAACUCUUCGUCGCCGUAUUCCAUCUCAGCGUAUGACAUCCGAGAUGUCUUCUAUUCGAACCGUCGAGGCCUUCUAUCCAAGAGAUCCAAACGUGACCCACGUCCUCGUUCUAUCACCACAGACCGAGCUGUCGCCUUCAUUCUUUCACUUCUUGAAGUAUACAGCUCUCAACUAUAAACACUCUGUUUCCGCCAUGAAUGUGUCAUCUGAGCUGCUUGGCAUAAGUCUUGAACUUCCGUCGUCUAGGCCAACUGACAACGAGCCCUUCGCUCCACCUUCGGAACCUAUGGACGUGCCACAAAGCCACGAUGGAGAGCAGUCUCCUUUCUUCCUUUGGCAAGUCCCGGACAGUAAUGCUGCGCUCUAUUUCGGCGAUAAAUGGGCCGAGUUUCACUCCUUCCUGUCUCACCGCCUCAGUGCUCCAGGUGAUUCUCAUGAUCUUUCACCAAAACUUAUAUCCAAGAAAUACCCCGCCUUUAUGGAAUACCUCCUUGAAUUUAUGCGCGUUAGGGGUUAUUAUAUGCUGUAUCCGUCUUUUUCGGGCAGGAACCACGUCUCAUUGGCAACGGUGCAUAAUGAGCUAUACCACCCUCCAGAAGAGUUUGUCGCGGAUUCGUCAAGCGCGCUUGCAGAGGCUGACAAAGACACCAUUGAAGACCUGCCGGAAGUUCUAUCUCCCAGUUCUGACUUGGAGCUGGGAUCCGUAGAAAGACCGCUUUUUCAUGGUUCAACCGUGGAGAUUCUUCUUCAACGGUUUCCAGAUCAUCUGCCGAAGCUCGAAGCUCUGCCUCUAUUAUCCUACAAGAGCGAGAAGCUCUCAGCACGGGAUAUCCAGCAGAGGACGAGUGAAUUUGCAAGGGAGUUCAGAACCAAGGUUGGAGGCUGCAAAGCGUCAAAUACCCCUGACGAUGCCGGCUUUUGGAAAAUAGGUGACUACUUUUGUCUCUGAUAUCGCUGGUGGCGUCUUUUGGUUUUCAACUUGGGUUGCAUUUGUACGGUAUAGCUUGUCCUGCCGGUAUGUAUCGGUCUACGGGGGUUGGCGUUUUCGACAGGUUUCUUGGCAGCUGGGUUUGUGCUGCUAUAUAGAAGGCCUAAUGGGGCUAAUCUUUUCCCUUGGGUGCUUUUAUAGCACUAUUGACGUAGACAACGAUGGUUUCUUGUCUUUUGUGCGGUUGAACGGCUAAGAAAGAUGCAGGAUCUGUUAUCUACUGCUGAGAAGUGCCCUAUCAACAGAAGAAUUGAUGCUGUUCAUAAAACGGGAAGCCAUUAUUUAGCGGAGCGAACAAGAACAUGUAGUUAAUAAUAAUAAUAAUGAUAAUGAU
This is a messenger RNA of Paecilomyces variotii, 2526 nucleotides long. RefSeq lists its product as hypothetical. The record is from RefSeq and is a predicted model, not a curated record. The coding region runs from base 132 to 2153 and encodes 673 amino acids. The transcript has 3 exons. NCBI's taxonomy places the organism in Eukaryota, Fungi, Ascomycota, Eurotiomycetes, Eurotiales, Thermoascaceae.